AUGAGAGUACUUGAGGUGUUUCUCUUGGCAGUGCUGGGCUGCAGUCUGGCUGGAGGGAGACUUGUGUCCAAAUGUGAACUGAAGGACCAACUGAUGAUGGCGAUUGGUCAACUGAUGGAGAAGCCUGAAAAAGGACAGAGUGUGGAGAACUUAGUCGCUAAGAUCGUCUGUCACGUGGAACAGGCGUCGGAUUUUAACACCAGUGCAGUGAAUCUGCUGACUCCUGGGAUGGAAAACUAUCCCAGUAGGGAGAAGAGGGAAGCAGGCCGUGGGGGCUUGAUUGGCCUGGCCGAGCCUGAAGACUUUUUGAUCACAAAGCGGCCCAAUACCAUGGAGCCUCCAUCAAAAUCCUGGCCCACACCACCCUCUCGUCCCACCCGCCCUCCACACCUGGCCGAGCACGAAGACCACUUAACCACAAUCUGGCCCCACUCCAGGGAGCGCCGGGGAGUCCAGCAGGCUACAUCAAACACCCGCCCUACAUUCUCCACUCAUCCCACACCACCCACCCACACUUCACCAUCAACUCAUCCCAAACCCUUCACCCGCCCCACAUUUCCCACUCACCCCACACCACCCAACCGCCCUGAACCAUCCAUCCAUCCUGAACCCAUAACCCGCCCCAGACCAUCCACCCAACCCACACCAUCCACCCGUCCCACACCAUUCACUCGCCCUCCACACCUGGGUGAGUCUAAGGACCCUAUAAUCACAUUUCAGCCCCAUGCCAGGCAGCGACGGGAUGUCACGCAUCCUCCAUCAAACAACUGGCCUACACCAUCCACCCGCCCUCCACAGCUGGUCAAGCAGGUCUCGAACCUCUACGGUCUUUUCCAGCUCAGCAGUCACCUGGUCUGCAGCAACGGCAUGACUCCAUCACCCAACAUCUGUGGGAUGGACUGCAACAACUUGAUUGAUGACGACAUAAGUGAUGACAUUAGGUGCGUGAUGAUGAUAAUCAACGAGCUUAUUGAAAAAGGUUUUGGGGCGCCCCACUGGAAGGAGUUGAGCAAAAUGAUCAGGCUCAUCUUCCAGCAAGAGUGCAGUAAUCUGGAUGCUUCUAAAUACUUUGCUGAAUGCGCUUAACUUAAAU
This is a messenger RNA of Micropterus dolomieu (smallmouth bass), 1093 nucleotides long. Its product is annotated as cell surface glycoprotein 1-like. Lineage: Eukaryota; Metazoa; Chordata; Actinopteri; Centrarchiformes; Centrarchidae. The record is from RefSeq and is a predicted model, not a curated record. The transcript has 5 exons. The coding region runs from base 1 to 1086 and encodes 361 amino acids.